GAUAACGGGAUGCUUUCUCUUGGUUUAGUGUCUACAUCUGUCAUACUUGUAGUUGUAUACAUAAUUAAUCACCUGGUUGGCUUACUGUCUCACAAGAUAAUGAGAUAAGUGAGCACGAUUAGCUCCUGGCCCCACCUCAUUGAUAGCUAGGUGAUGUCGGUUAGUGCAGGUGGAUGGGUUUUACUGGACAAAGUUUCUGACCGUCUGUGAUGAGUUGUGUGUUUGGUAUUUGUUUGUUGGAUCACAGAAGCCACAGUGCCAACAUAUCCUGUAAGAUAGACCAGGUAUAAAUGCUAACACUGUAUAGAUGUCUUGGCUGUAUUGUAUAACAGACUUCAGUGACUUUGAAGAUGAGCUUAAAGGAUAAUUAGUCCUUCUAGAAGUAACAGUGGGGAUAAUAACCAGUGAGUCAUUGUCCCUAACUAUCUCUACAGUCUUUAAGUCUCUGUCAGGCCAGGGGAAUGUCUGCUCUUUCACCUAAAUUUCUAGGGUGUGGUUUCCAUUGUGCAAACUUGUCACAGCAAACUCUGUCCAGUCACUCGCCUCACAUAUUUGCUCAAGUUGUGAAUGUCCCAGCUUACCUGUGGAGCUCAGGAAUUAUUUUAAAUUUGUGCAUCACUCAUUCUGUCUACGCGGCAGUCUUGCAUGGUUUGUUUGGAAUCUUUAUUGCUGAUUCGGUGGAAAACGUAGUGCCUACUUCUCCUUACUAUUCCUUUAUUUGUUGCCGUCAGAGUGAGGAGGGGAGAUGACACAACAGAGUGUCCGCCGCUGGACUCCCAAACACGUCGCCAAGUGGCUGAAAGAAGAGGGCUUCUGUGACUAUGUGGACCUGCUGUGCAACAAGCACCGACUGGACGGCACCAGUCUGCUCGCCCUCAGCGAGUACGACCUCCGCUCACCGCCCUUGGAGCUCAAGGUUCUGGGGGACAUCAAGCGUCUGAUGGUGUCCAUCCGCAAACUCCAGAAACAGAACAUAGACGUGUUGGAGGAGUUGGGUCUUCCCUAUGACGGUCACUCUCCCACAGGCACCGGGGGGAGUUUGGACUGGCUUUGUAAUGGAGACUCAGGCAGGGACUGUGAUAGCACUGACACAGCGCCGGUGGGAGAAGAGUAUCAUCAGUACACUAAUGGGAAAUACAAGCAGCAGACGAGGCGCCUGGAUCCUGAGUACUGGAAGACAGUGCUUAGCUCCAUCUAUGUGGUGUUUGUGUUCGGGUUCACGUCCUUCGUCAUGGUCAUAGUGCAUGAGAGGGUGCCUGACAUGCGCACAUACCCUCCGCUGCCAGAUAUUUUCCUUGACAGUGUGCCUAGAAUACCAUGGGCCUUUGCAAUGGCGGAGGCAUGUGGUGUGAUCCUCUGUAAUAUCUGGUUGCUGGUUCUGCUGCUCCAUAAACACAGGUCCAUCCUUUUGCGGCGUUUGUGCAGUCUCAUGGGGACGGUCUUCAUGCUGCGCUGCAUCACCAUGUUUGUCACCUCCCUGUCUGUGCCUGGACAGCACCUGCAAUGUUCAGGAAAGAUGUACGGUGACAUGUGGGCCAAACUGCAGCGAGCUGUGGCCAUCUGGAGCGGUUUUGGGAUGACACUGACAGGAGUGCAUACAUGUGGUGACUACAUGUUCAGCGGCCACACUGUGGUCCUCACCAUGCUCAACUUCUUUGUCACAGAGUACACGCCUCGAAGUUGGAACUUCAUUCACACACUCUCCUGGGUCCUGAACCUCUUUGGCAUCUUCUUCAUCCUGGCAGCACAUGAACACUACUCCAUUGAUGUGUUCAUAGCUUUCUACAUCACCACCAGACUCUUCCUGUACUACCACACUCUGGCCAACACCCGGGCCUACCAGCAGAGCCGACGAGCUCGCAUCUGGUUUCCCAUGUUCUCCUUCUUUGAGUGCAACGUCAACGGUCCAGUCCCCAACGAGUACUGCUGGCCCUUCUCUAGACCCACUAUGAUGAGGAGGCUGAUUGGAUAAUGAGCAGCAUCAGCAUUGCUGUCAGACACUUCUUAGCUUGUGUUGUUUCUCCGUCUGCUUUGUCAAGUUGCCAACUGAGGUGGUGUGUGGUAUCUUCAUCAACAAAGACAACUGAUGUCAUCCUCUUAGUACCUGAUGGGAUACACAGAGCCAUACUUCCUGUUUUACAUUCAUCAUUUUGAAAAAGUGAACACAGUGGCAGUGUCUCUUUUAUUAGUUGCUAAUUUUUCCUCUUAAAAGAUGUCAUUUUAUGUCAGUACCUCACAACUUAAAAACAGUAUUCUGUUACAGGAUUUAGUUAGAAGUCACAUCAAAAAAACACUGUUGGGCAGCAGCAGUCUGCGCAAAUCCUUCAUAGACCAUUCUGUACAAUUUCAGUACCUGAUCAUUUCAGUGUUUGAAUGCACAUUCUUGACUGAAACUUUUUGUCUUACUUCCUGCUUUGUAAUUUAUCAGAACAUAACACUAACAACCACGGUUAAAGCAAUAGGUAAAGAUCUACAUUUCAUAUAUUACUGUCGAACGUGUUGAGAAACAUCUUCUUUUUCACUCCUUGAGAUGAUACUUACUUUUUGACAGUGUUACUUAAUGUGGACAGAGUAAUUCAUGUCUCCUUGAAAAAGUUACUGCUCAUCUUUUGUUGAUGCCUUUUCCCCACCAGACCUAGAAAAGAUGCAUUCAAGCAAAUGUUGUUAUUAGCCAAAAAACAUGGAAUCAAAGAUAUUUUUUUCCAGUUGUCUUAAAUAUAAUUCCAUUUGCCAAUUACCUUGAGUGUUAAGAUAGGUUUCUCUAUGUAGAAAUGUUCCAAAUCUUUCAUGUUUACUGUUGGGAUAGUUGUAGAGUGCUUUUUUUUUAAAAAUCAUGACGGUGUAAAUGACCAGACUUGUGUAGGAUCUGAGCUCUCCCUUUCAAUAAUGCUUCAACAUUAACUUGUAGUUAUAGGUCUUAAAAAGGACCCUUGAAUUUGUAUGUAUGUGUUUAUAUUAAUUUAUUUGCUUUUGUAAAUGUCAAUAGGUAUUUUUAUAUUUCAUAUACAGUGUUAAGCAACAUGCACAUGAAAAAAAAAAAACGUUUACAGUUGCUCUUAACUAUGUAUUUGUUUGAAACACAAUGUGCUUUUUAAUGUGUAACGUUGAUUUCAGAUUGGCCUCAACAUUCCACUGAGUGAAACUUGCCAGUUGUAAUUGAUUCGGUCAUUAUGGCAUGUUAGAAAUACAAUAAGUCUAAAUGGAAUUGACAGUCAACAACACGUCCUUUCUUUAAGGAACAACGCCGUCAUGAACAUAUGUCCCUGCAAAGCCACAUUACUUGUUUCAUGUCUCGUUGAAUCAUUUCCAUCAUUAAAGAGCUGAAAUCAAA
Acanthopagrus latus (yellowfin seabream) is the source of this 3331-nucleotide messenger RNA. Its product is annotated as sphingomyelin synthase-related protein 1-like. The transcript is spliced from 6 exons. NCBI's taxonomy places the organism in Eukaryota, Metazoa, Chordata, Actinopteri, Spariformes, Sparidae. Gene Ontology annotation, molecular function: sphingomyelin synthase activity; ceramide cholinephosphotransferase activity; protein binding. Gene Ontology annotation, biological process: ceramide biosynthetic process. Gene Ontology annotation, cellular component: endoplasmic reticulum membrane; Golgi membrane. The record is from RefSeq and is a predicted model, not a curated record. Bases 746 to 1972 code for a protein of 408 amino acids.